AGCACCAAAGUGAGCGCCACCAACCGCUUCAUAGCCUUACCAUCACCCCUCUCUAAAAACAAUGAGAGCACAAUUGUUCUUCGUCUUUAUUCACUUCACCAUCCUCACUACCAACAGCAUUUUUGUCACUUCCCAGUCAUCUUCAUUAGCAGAAACACCGCUAAAAAAGGUUGAUAAUGAGACCAUUUACAAGGUCUCCAAGCAACUCUGUUGGGGUUGUUUAGGAGAGUCACUACAAUUCUUGUUUGCGCAUAAUUUAGUAAGGGCAGCCAAAUGGGAGCUACCCUUGAUGUGGGACUUUCAGCUUGAAAAAUAUGCAGGAUGGUGGGCUGGCCUAAGAAAAGCAGACUGCAAACUGCAACAUUCAUUUCCAGAAUAUGAUUUCAAGCUAGGAGAAAAUAUUUAUUGGGGGAGUGGCUCCACAUGGACACCAACCGAUGCAGUGGGUACCUGGGCUGGUGAAGAGAAGUACUAUAAUUAUGCACAAAACACAUGUCAGGAGGGUCAAAUGUGCGGACACUAUACACAGAUUGUGUGGAAGACUACGAGGAGAAUUGGGUGUGCUCGUGUUGUCUGUGAUGAUGGGGAUGUGUUCAUGACUUGUAACUAUGAUCCUCCUGGUAAUUAUGUUGGUGAAAGGCCAUAUUAACGCGUACCAUAAUAAAUCUAGUAGGGUGCUCGGAGCCUGAAAUUAUCAGGAUUGGAUGAUGAUAUGCAUGAUCAGUACAGGAUUGCUUCCUAGGUAUUUUCGUGCUCAAUAUGAUUACCAUACUUGUAUGUAUGUACGGGUGAAUUAUUGUAGUAUUUACCUGAAUUUAAAAUAAAAUCUCAUAUGUAGUAAUAUAGGAUCAAUUUAAAUACUAUUCCUAAAUUACUGUUCCUCUUGCACAA
This is a messenger RNA of Populus nigra (black poplar), 891 nucleotides long. Its product is annotated as pathogenesis-related protein PR-1-like. The transcript has a single exon. NCBI's taxonomy places the organism in Eukaryota, Viridiplantae, Streptophyta, Magnoliopsida, Malpighiales, Salicaceae. Bases 62 to 649 code for a protein of 195 amino acids. The record is from RefSeq and is a predicted model, not a curated record. Gene Ontology annotation, cellular component: extracellular region.